CAUUGCACGUUGGAAGAAACUUUCAAGAUGUCGUCUGCUCCAAGCUCAGCUGAUCUCCUUCACGUUGGAGGCGAAAGAACCUCAGGACAGGUCAUAAGAAACCAAAAUGUUACGGCCGUCACAGCCAUCGCAAAUAUUGUCAAAAGUUCUCUGGGACCAGUCGGUCUGGACAAAAUGCUAGUCGAUGAUAUUGGGGAUGUUACUAUCACCAAUGAUGGUGCCACAAUCUUAAAACUCCUUGAAGUAGAACACCCUGCGGCAAAGAUCUUGUGUGAGCUAGCCGACUUACAAGACCAGGAAGUUGGUGAUGGUACUACAUCCGUUGUUAUUUUAGCAGCAGAGUUACUCAAGGGAGCUAACGAGCUGGUUGCACAGAAGAUUCAUCCUACAUCAAUUAUUAGUGGUUAUAGGCUGGCUUGCAAGGAAGCAUGUAAAUAUAUCCAAGAACACUUAACCCUUAAUGUAGAUGACCUAGGCAGGGACUGCAUCGUUAAUGCCGCUAAAACAUCACUGUCUUCUAAGCUAAUCAACCAGCAAUCAGAUUUCUUUGCUAAUAUGAUUGUUGACGCUGUGACGGCAGUCAAGAGAUCAGGAAACAAGGGUGAAGCCAAGUAUCCUAUUAAAGGCAUCAAUGUACUCAAGGCGCAUGGUGCAAGUGCACAGGAAAGUGUUCUAAUUGAUGGAUAUGCUCUGAACUGUACUAUUGCUUCACAAGCAAUGCCAAAACACAUCCAAAAUGCAAAGAUUGCCUGUCUUGACUUUACUCUUCAAAAAGCCAAGAUGCAUUUGGGAGUCAGUGUGGUGGUUGAUGACCCUGAGAAACUUGACGCAAUAAGAGAAAGGGAGUCCACCAUUACCAAAGAGAGAGUGCAGAAGAUAUUGUCAUCAGGAGCCAAUGUUGUUCUGGUAUCAGGUGGUAUUGAUGAUCUGUGCCUCAAGUACUUUGUUGAAAAUGGUGCCAUGGGAGUCAGACGAGUCAAGAAGGCAGACCUAAAAAGAAUAGCAAGGGCUACUGGAGCAACAAUGGUACUGUCACUGGCUAACCUUGAGGGAGAGGAGAGCUUUGAUGCAAGUAUGUUAGGAAUGGCAGAUGAAGUACGACAAGAAAGAAUUAGUGAUGACGAACUGAUCAUUAUUAAGGGGACUAAAGCCAGGUCUUCAGCCUCCAUAAUCCUGAGAGGUGCAAACGAUUACAUGCUGGAUGAAAUGGAGCGUUCUCUUCAUGAUGCUAUAUGUGUUGUUAAACGUGUCUUGGAAUCUAAGACUCUUGUUCCUGGUGGAGGUGCUGUAGAAGCUGCUUUGUCGAUUUAUCUGGAAAAUUUUGCUACGUCAUUGGGUUCUAGGGAGCAGUUGGCCAUAGCUGAGUUUGCACACUCACUUCUAGUAAUUCCCAAAAUCCUAGCUGUCAAUGCUGCACAGGAUUCUGCUGAUUUGGUAGCAAAACUAAGAGCAUUCCACAAUACUUCUCAAAUCAAUGCUGAAAGAUCACAUCUUAAAUGGAUCGGACUUGAUUUAGUAGAUGGCACCGUAAGAGACAACAAGAAAGCUGGCGUUCUUGAACCUGCAAUAUGUAAAAUAAAAUGUUUAAAGUUUGCAACUGAAGCAGCGAUUACUAUACUCCGUAUCGACGACAUGAUCAAACUAGCACCUGAAAAGAAAGAAGAAGGAGGCUAUCAGCAAGCAUACCAAUCUGGACAACUUGGUUAAUGAUAAAAACUGAUAUAUUGUAGACCUUUUCUGGUAUAGCCAACAUGGUCCAUUAGGGUCUACCUUGGGUAUAAAUUUCUUGUUCAGCACACUUCGUAUGGUGUUGUUUAUAGUCCCCUUGCAGCACUUUGCAAUGCAGCUCAAUCUGGGGGACAAAACAAUAGGUUAUAAUUCUCAGGAGAUUGGAAUUCCUUGGUUURUCCCCCAGAUCGAGCUGCUUUCACAUUACAUGCAAGGCAUCUACACCCAAGCUAGAUCACAAUGCAUUAGGUUUAUAAACUCAAAAAGGGUCUAUAUUUUUGUAGUACAAGUAUGAACAAUUACUUCACAGGACAGUUAACUGAGGCUCAAUUUCAAACUAUUGUGUAAAGACAUUGCAGCUACUCUUGUCAUUUUUCUUGAUCAAGGCACCUCUAGAUAUGGCAUGUUUUGACAUCUGUCAAUCAAGCUAACAGUGGUUUAAGUAAAUUAAUUUUGAUUGACGAUAAAUAAUUCAUCUAAAAAUCCAGGCAUUUACAAGUUGUCAUGGUUAAUGCAAACAUUUCAACAUACUCUAAUGGUUGUUAUGGGAACAUGGUAAUUUGUAGGUGCUGGUAGGUGCAGAUUAGUGCUAAUUAUGUACAGGUUGCACUCUAUUUAAAAUAUCAAUUUCUAAAAAGGUGUACUUUAUAGUGUUCAAAUCCUCAUCAAUGGUUUUAUGUCCGUAGUGUUUCUGUAGUGCUAAUACACAGUUAGAAAAAGAAAGAGCUAUAGUGGAGCCAUGGUGUUUUACAUUUUGUCAUUCAAAAAUCCAGUUGACUAGUGAUAGUUCUUGUUCAUUUUGUACUUCUAUCAAAUUACUUUGCAGUGUGUUUAAGGAGUGUUGACAUCAAAUAAACAAACCAAAAGGAA
Messenger RNA from Actinia tenebrosa (Australian red waratah sea anemone), 2598 nucleotides. Its product is annotated as T-complex protein 1 subunit alpha. The record is from RefSeq and is a predicted model, not a curated record. Gene Ontology annotation, biological process: protein folding. Lineage: Eukaryota; Metazoa; Cnidaria; Anthozoa; Actiniaria; Actiniidae. Gene Ontology annotation, molecular function: ATP hydrolysis activity; ATP-dependent protein folding chaperone; ATP binding.